Molecule: messenger RNA, 1026 nt
Organism: Lycium barbarum (goji berry)
Lineage: Eukaryota; Viridiplantae; Streptophyta; Magnoliopsida; Solanales; Solanaceae
Product: protein NAR1-like
Exons: 4
Coding region: 165-458 (97 amino acids)
Cellular component (GO): cytosol
Molecular function (GO): 4 iron, 4 sulfur cluster binding
Source: RefSeq, a predicted model, not a curated record
GUAAAGUGCUUUUAGAUCAGGAAGUUAAAGGCCCUAUAGCAUUCAAGACCAUAAGGAACUCUGAUUUCCAAGAAGUGAGCCUAAAAGUGAAUGAUAAAUCUGUCCUGAAAUUUGCAUUAUGUUACGGUUUCCGCAACCUGCAGAAUGUUGUUAGGAAAUUGAAAAUGGGGAAGUGUGACUACCAUUUCUUGGAGAUCAUGGCAUGCCCUUCAGGAUGCUUAAAUGGUGGCGGACAAAUAAAGCCACAACCUGGGCAGUCUGGUAAAGAGUUGAUUCAGCUGUUGGAGACGGCUUAUGUAGAAAAUGUUGUCGUUGCUGAUCCUUUCAACAAUCCUAUCAUAAAAGGCCUAUAUUCUGAGUGGCUUGAGCAACCUGGUUCAGAGAAAGCAAAGAAGUACUUGCAUACUGAAUAUCAUCCUGUAGUGAAAAGUAUCACUUCACAGUUGCAGAACUGGUGAAAAAUGCAAAAUAUCAGCUUUUAACUGGUUGGCUAGGUUCCUAGUGUUCCCUUCUGGUGUUUUUCUGCAAGACCAUCCAAAGAGGGUUUUGAUAUUACACUGCAUUGAUCCAAAGUGCUCGCGAUAUAUGGUCAUGAGGCCAUGCACCACAAUUUUGAGAGUCCAAUUUUGGCAGGGGACGUGUUUCACACUUUCACCCAUACUGCAAAUAUAUUGUGUUUGUACUUGUGUUGCACAUUACACAAUAGUUUAGGUCGCAAUGCUAACAUUAUUCCCCAUCUGGAUUGGGAGUAGUUGUAUUGUACGUGUCAUAUCCCACAACCCUCAAUCGUAUUUAUUUGUACCGUUAGAAAAGGCGGCAACUUUUUUUAUGCCGAUGGUAAAUAAUAUCACCAGUCUUAGUGUAAUCGUAUUUGUUUUCAUAGGCUGCCUUUCUUAGUUCUGCUUUCCAUUAUGGCGCAACAAGCACAUACAUGUUAAAGAGUCUUGUUGGCCUUUUGUAAUAUUUUUCUUUGAGAAGGUAUAUAGCCUUUUGGUAAUAUUAAGCUAGACAAUAAACUUUUCAUUU